Diorhabda carinulata is the source of this 7537-nucleotide messenger RNA. RefSeq names its product titin homolog. The record is from RefSeq and is a predicted model, not a curated record. Lineage: Eukaryota; Metazoa; Arthropoda; Insecta; Coleoptera; Chrysomelidae. The transcript has 5 exons. The coding region runs from base 168 to 7187 and encodes 2339 amino acids.
UGCUUUCAAAUUUCAUCAAAUAUCCAUCAUUAAUAUUCGAAUCAGCAUUUGAAAAUGUAGAAACUCAUGUUUCAUACAUGUACUAUUUUGACUUGAAACUCAAUGAAUUUUCAGAAAAAAUAAAUGACUUGUAACAUUCGGAAAUUUCCAAAAUUUUAAUUUCAGAAAUGUAUGAAAAUGUGGACGACACAAAUAAGGAAAAUGUUAGCAAAACCAAGAUUGGCGAGAAAACAUGUCCAUCUAUCCUACGUAGACAUAAUGCACAAAAUGCGGACAACCCGGAAUUGAAGCUAAGUAAUAAUGUUCCAAAAAUCAGUACAUGCUUACGAAAGAAAAUAUCAAUAAAUGAUGAAAAUGAUAUUACCAACAAAUGUGUGAAAUGUAUUAGAAAUGAAAAAACGGGAGACCAAAGAAUAUAUGGAUUCCAUAAUAAAUUAGUUGAAAUGGAGACCAGAAAAUGCCCUUUCCAAGAUAUCCAAGUGAACACGAAAACAUUGCAGCAAGGAAAUCAAGAACAAGAAUAUGCUGCGAAAGCACUGAGUGACAUAAAAAUGAUAGCGGAACAUAUGACGGUAUUAUCUCAAAAUAUACAGCCAAAACUAUUAAUGAAAAACAAUUCAAAAUCAGAAAAUAACAACCAGUCCAGUUCAGGGCAGAUAGUUUCGUCAAAUAUUCCUGUAUUUCAAACUGCUGAUAAAAUGGAAGAUAGAGGAAAGGAAUUCAAAAGAAAAAAAUUGUCUGCUACACAACAAUCAUUGAAAAUUGAUAUCAUUCCAAAAGCCAUAGACAACAAUGGAACAAAAGCAAAAAUGUAUACAAUAUCAAAAGAAAAAUCAAUUAAGAGUGAAUGUGUUUGUUCAGAAUCAGAUCAACGAGCUAAGAAAGGAUGCAACGCUGUUAAACAAGCAUCACAAGUAAAAUAUACGCUGAGAAAAUCCUUUUUGGAUAGUUUGUCAUCAGUUAUAAAUGGGAUAGAACAAAAAUCCAUUGUUCCCGCUUUUAAUAAAUUACAGCUAAAAAGUAUUCCACUUAAAAGUUUACCUUUAUCAGUCAACAAACUCGUUUGUCCAUAUAGCUGUCCAUCACCUGUGAAGAUACCAACAGAUAAACCCCAGAAAUUGUUUAUAGAAACAAACAAAUCCAACACAAAGUUGGAUGUAAAAGAGAAUCUCAAUCUUUGUAAGUCAAGUAUAUGCAAGAAGCAGACAAAUGAAAAUGAAAUACAUGAAUCAGAUAAAUACAGUAGCUCAGAACUGAGCAAAAUACAAAGCAAAACAAUCAAAGCUGCAUGUCCAAUUGUGUGCUCGAGACUAAAAGAUAUAAUACCAAAAAUAUCCAGCAUUCCUGAAAAAAAGUCUGAGAAUAAUAGCAAUUAUCCAUCUUCAUCUUGUAAGUCUCGUAUCUGCAACAAACGAGUGAUCGAAGAGCGAGAUUCAAAGCCUCUCUCAAAUCAAGACAUUAAAAGUGGAGUGAAUAAAGUGAGGCUGUCGAUUGAACAUGGUAGUUUGAGUGCACUCAAUAGACAAAAUAAUAUUCCCAAAACUGUAUUUCCAGAAAAUUUCCCAAAAUCUGAAAAAAAGUCAGAACCAAUUCUAUCGAAAGUAAAUGAAGAGCAGAAGACAAAACCUUUCUUGAAUCAAGAACUUAAUUUCGAAACAUUGAAGCUGUCGGACAAAUAUAGUACCGAGAUUCCAUGUCCAAUUGCGUGCCCGAAAACAGAAGAGAAGCCGAAAUAUAUUGUACCGGAAUCAUUGAUAUCACACAAUAAUCAGAUAAAGCCCCAUAAUAAUGACAUACUUUCAUCUCCAUCUUAUUCUUGUAAAUCCCGUAUAUGCAACAAACGAGCAAAUGAAGAACAGAAGACAAAACCCUUCCCUAACCAAGAACUUAAUUUUAACUCUUAUAAAGUUAAUCUGUCGGACGAAUAUAGUACCGGAAUACCAUGUCCAAUCGCGUGCCCGAAAACAGAAAAAGUAUCAAAGUAUAUUAUACCGGAAUCAUCGAUUUCUCACAACAAUGAAAAAAAUCCACAGAAUAAUGAAAUACUUCCAUCAACAUAUAAUUGUAAAUCCCGUAUUUGCAACAGACUACCAACUGAAGAUCCGGCGCUGGAAUUGCUCCCAAAACAAGAAACUAAAUUAGAUGGAGAGACUAUAGAAGUCUCAGAUAAUAUUGUACCAAAAAUUGCGUUAUCAGAUAAUAGUGAAGAAAAAUACCGAAACAAUGAUAUUGCCCUAUCUUCGUAUCAAUGUAAGUCCCGCGUAUGCAACAGAAAAGCAAAUGAAGAUCGUGACUCCGAGUUACUUUCAGCUCAAGUAACUAAACUGGAACCAAAUGAAGUGAAGCAGCCGGAUGCGUCCAGAAGACAAGCCAAUAAAUGUCCAGCUACCUGUCGGAUAACUGAGAGAGCAUCACAACAUACAUUACAAUUAUCCAUGUCUGUUAUUCGUGAGAAGAAGCUCUCUGAUAAUAUCCUUCCACCAUUGUUUUUAUGUAAGUCGAAAGUGUGCAACAGACAAGCAAAUAUUGCGAAGUAUUUUCAUCCACCUGAUACAUCGACACCAAAACUCAACUUAAUCGCAGCCCGUUCUGUCUGCCCUUCGUCGCAAUUGUUAACUCCAGAACUUGGAACCAAGAAGAUGAAAGAGGCAUGUAGAUCAAAGUUAUGCCAAUUGUCAAUAGUCACCGGGUGUAAAUCCAUCAUAUGUAACCCAAAACCAAAGGAAACAUGCCAAUCGAGGAUUUGCUCUAUAAAAUCUAAACUUGAUUAUGCAGAAAGUAUAGGAGCCGAGGGAAAACCGGGGGAUUUCGUGAGUGAACCCAUUUCAAAAACUGAUAUUAAAGAUGGGUUAACACCAAUAGUCGACAGAUUACCACCUCAGGAUAUUACGAAACAAGUUGAACCUGAAGCUGGGUAUGGUAUAUCAACAGAUAUAGAAAUUCUUGGAAAACCAAAAGUAGAAGAAGAGCUGAAAACAAAGUCGGUAGGGGAAGUUGAGCUACCUUUACAAUCUGAGUUAAUACCAGCAAAAUUGGGUUCAGAACCGACAGAAACACCAGGAGUAGAAUUUGUAGUAAAACCAGAAAUCGAGGGAGUAGCUGAAGUUAGAAAAGGUACAAUAGUAGAAGUGGAUGAAACCGCCAUAAUACCAGCACUUAAGCCAAUAGAAGCAGCUGCAAUAGAGCCUAAAGGCCUUCCAAUAGAGACAGAAAUAGCACUUAAAAAAAUACCAGAUGCUGAGACUCCAAUUGCAGCAACAGGAGAAGCUACAAUGAUACCGCAAGUGAAAUCGAAAGAACAAGUAACUACAGAUAAGUUGAAAGAUGAAAUGGAUUUUGAGAAAACAAAGGAACUUGGUUUCGAGCCAAGAGUACAACAAGAAAAACAAAAGGCUGCUACUUUAUCAGAAACAAAACUACAGCCUAUAAUGAAACCACAAGAAGACAAAUCAGUAAUUGAAUCUAUCGAGGAGUCUGUAGUUCCGUCAAGCAGAGAACGUGCAGAAACAAAAAAGACAGAUUUGAUUAAGCCUAGUAAGGAGCCUAUAGGGAAACUUUUAUUAAAACCGGAAGAAACAUAUGAAGUAAAGACUGAUGAACUCACAGGGAAGUCAGAAUCUCCAAUACAACCACUAAAAGCCGAUGCAGCAGUAAUACCUUCAACAAAAACUGGAGAUGUACCUGAAACAAAACCGAAAGAAGAAGAUGUAAUACAAACGAAAGUAGAAUCUUCGAUGAAGUUGGAGGACAAAAAUAGAGCAAUGUUGGCAAAGAAACCGGAAGUAGAACCAAAAGAAUUGAAAAGAAUGGAUGAUGAUCAUGCGAGAACUAUAGACGAUAUGACGAAACUGCCAAAAUUGGAAUCCGAAGCAAAAGGAGAAAUGAAGUCUGAAACAGAAAGGAAAGGAUCAUUGUUCGAAGAAAAAAUAGGAGAGAAAGGUAAAGAAGAACUGAGGAAAAAGGAGAAGGAAAUAAGUUCAGCGAAAGAGGAUUAUAAGGAGGAGUAUGGAAAAAAGGGAGAAGAGAAAGCGGAAGAAAAGGGAAUUGAUAAGCAAGGAGCACAAGAAGAGAGAAAAGCUGGAGAAGAGGGAAAGAGAGAAGCGAAGAGAGAAGGUGAAGGGGAUGAGAAGAAACAGAAAGAGAAGGAAUCUGUUCCAAAGAAGGAAAUGAAAAAUUAUGAAGAGAAAAAGAAGGAGGAAAUAAAAUACGACGUAAUUCCGAAGAAAGAGAAGGUAGAAAUUGUGAAAGAAAGAGGAUUAACUGAAGGAAAAUCAUUAGGUGACGAUAAAAGCGCGAAAAUGGCAGAUGAAUCUGGAGAUCAAAAAGAAGUUAAAGAAGAUCUGAAGUCACAAUUAAAAGCAGAAAAAGCAGGGGGGAUAGCGGAAGACAGAAAAGGAGAACAGAAAAAAAUGAAAAUGGAGAAGGAGAAACAGGAAGAAAUGCAAACGGAGAAAAAUAAGGCGGGUGAAGAGAAAUUGAUUGAAACAAAAAGGGAACAAGAGGAAGAUAAAAGGAAGAAAAUGGGACAGGAGAAGAAUAAGGAAGAUGAGAAAGAAAUGAAAAUAGAAAAAGAAAUGGAAAAAGGAAUUGGAGAUAAAAAGAAAGAGGAGAGGGAAGAUGGAAAGGUGAAGGAACAAAAAAUCGAGAAGAAGGUAGAAGAGCAACUGGAGAACCUGGAGAAAGAAAAGGAAAAGGAGAAGAAAGAACAAAAAAUCGAGAAGAAGGUAGAAGAGCAACUGGAGAACCUGGAGAAAGAAAAGGAAAAGGAGAAGAAAGAACAAAAAAUCGAGAAGAAGGUAGAAGAGCAACUGGAGAACCUGGAGAAAGAAAAGGAAAAGGAGAAGAAAGGGUACCAAGAAGAGAAGAAGGAUAAAGUAGACGAGAAGGAGAAAGGGAAGAUUGGAGAGGGAGAGAAAAAGGAUAUAGUGAAGGAAGAAGACGGGCGGAAAAAGGAGAAGGUGGACAGUGAACUGCCGGAGACGAUGAAGGAGAAAAGAAUAGAAGAGAAAGAGAUGAUGAUGAUGAAAGAGAAGGGAAAAGAGAAGGAAAAAGAGGAGACUCUGAAAGGGAUGAAGCAGGAGAAGGAGAGAGGGGAGGCACCAGAGAAGCCAGAGAAGGACAGGAAGGAAAAGAUGGAUAGGAAGAUAGAGGAGAAGAAAGAAGAGGAGAAGGUGAUGGAAAUUAAGAGGGUAGAAGGGGAGAGGCAGGAGAUGAAAGUCAAACAAAAAGGGGAAGAAGAGAGUAAAGUAAAAGAAAGCAUGGAAGUAAAAGGGAGAGAGAAGGAAAAAGAGAAAGAGCGAGAAAAAUAUGAUGGGUUGAAGGACGAGGGACCGAGGGAGAAGGGACUAGAGAAGAAAAUAAAGGGAGAGGAGAAGGAGAGAGGAAAAGAGAAGAGAACAGACGAUCAGAAGGUGAUUGAUGCAUUGGGUGAAGAAAAGAAGGAAAUCGAACAAAAAAAGAAGAAAAGAGAUGAAGAAGAGAUACAGAAAGUCAAGAAGGAGGAGAAAGAUUGGACUGAGAUGGAGAAAAAGGAUAGGGAAAUGAGGAAGGAAGGGAAAAAGGUAACGGAGAAGGGAGAAGAUAGGCAUGUUGAUGAGAGAAGAGGGAAAGGGAUGGAUCAAGAAAUAAUGAAGGCUGAGGAAAAAGAAAAGGAAAAGAAAGAAAAAAUUGAUGAACAUAGAAAGGGUGACAAAGUUACAAAAGAGGCCCAGAAACCAAUAGAGAAGCAAAAAGAAGCAAAAGGCGAAGAGAAAAAAACUGUAUCAGGAAUGAAGAAAAAGGAAGAAGAACUCCCGAUACUAGCGAAAGUUUCUGGAAAAACUGAGACAAGCGCCGAUAAAGAAAUGGAAAAAUCAAUAUUAGAAGCGGACUCUAAAAAAUAUGAUAUGAAAGAAAAACAAAAAUCAGUGUCAGACGAAGGUAGUGGCCUCCAACCUCAAGAAAAGGUACCUGAAAUGGGAGAAAUUUCUGAAACUGAGGAAACCCAGCCACAAGGAAUCCGUGCAUUCGAUAGAAAACCUGCUUCUAAGGAUCAACUGGGGGAAAUUUCAAAGGAGUACGCACAAGAGCCCGAUGUGGCUAAAGAUUUGUUAAGUAAGAAAGACAAAUCAAAAGAAGAAAUAUAUGAACUUCCAAGUAAAGGUGAAGAAGACAUACGAACUAAGAUGGUUGAUAAGUCUAAAGCGGAAAAGGGAGAUCAGCUUGAUGAAGACAAACUUGGUAGAGAAUUGGAAACGGAUAUUUCAAUCAGUUAUUCAGACAAAAAAUUAAAACCAAAGCCGGAAGUCGAUGGGAAAAUAGCUGAAAUGAUACCAGGAUAUGAUGCAGUUGAACCAAAAGUUAUUUCUAGCGACAAAUCAAAAGAAAUGCAAAUGGCUGGUGUGGGAAAAUCGUCAUUAAAAACAAUGGAUACUCAUAAAAAAGAUACUAAAUGUGCUUGUACACAAUUGCGCUCAAGAAAGAAAAAGCGGCCCCCAGAAAUACAAAAAAAGUGUCUCUGUGAUAAAGGUUUGGUUACUGAUUUUGUCGAGGAUUACAAGUAUCGUAAAUUGCGUACAUUUUCCAAAGAGAAACAAUACAGUUGUGCCCAAACUAAUACUUGCAAUAUUAGGACGUCUCACAAAUCAGCCUCAUGUUCUACAGUUGAGAACUUUUGGGAUUUGAUUAAGUUAAAUAAAGAACCAGAGCAAACUUUUCGCACGGUUCCCUGUCGCAGUGAAUGUUUACCUCCUCCUAUCGAUCAAGAAAGGACAGGAUUAGAAAGUGUCAAAGAAUCUGGAAUACAUUGUGAAUGUGGUAAGGACCCAAAUUUCAUAGAAAUGUUAAUUGAAAUGAUUGAACAAGCUACCGGUGAACAAAAAGAAGUAACCGGUCUGUUGUCUCGAUGUAUAUGUGGCAAUAAUGGAAAAAAUCUUGACUUUGCUGAAGUUUUGUCACAGUUAUUGGAUGAGCUAGGUUAUCGAAAAAAGACCAAGCAAAAAUGCAGCUGUAAACCAAAAUUCUCAAAACGGAAAUUUUCUAGUCAAGGACGUAGAAAAUCUAGCCUAAUAGGCGGUCCAUCAAAUUCAGUAAAAGACGGUAAAAAAAGUGGUAUUGGUAAAACGCGUUGUGUUGAUACAUGUUCUAGUAAAAAAUGCACUUGCAUUGACACAUUGAAAAUGGAAGAACGGAGAAAACGAACAAAGUAGUAGAUAUAGUCGUCUAGUAUCAGAAGAAAUUUACCGUUUCGUUUUAUGAAGUUCUGUCAGAAUAAUUAUAGGCUCCUCAAUACUACAAAUUUUGGAAUCUUAGAUAAAUUUUUAUUUAGAGUAAUACGAAAGAAACUUACAAUAUUAAAUGGGAUGAUAAAUUACAGAUUUGUGCUCUGAAGUGGUACAGGAUCAUUCUAGAUCACAAAAUAUAAUUCUCAAGUGGAGUACUGUGAGAUUUCUCAACGCCGUUUGCUUCUUUCAAAAGCGAUCUUGUAUCACACAAUUGUAUAUCAUAUUUUUUACGAUUUUGUAUCAAAAUUUAUAUUCAUCAGUAAAUGAAGUACAAA